CGUUCGCCUUUCGUCUUCUCGAAACAUCUCGAAAUUCGAGAUUCACGAGAUUCACGAGAUUCACGAGAUAUCGAAUCUGCCGUCGUUGACAUCGCCAUUUCGAAAUGUUAGAAACUUGUAAUUAUUCGAACGGACUUUUCGUCUUCGCGAACGCGUCCCUUUCCGUUUGCGCCAAACGCGCCUUUAGCUCGCACUACUCUCACGGUUACAUGCGAAGCCGUCCACGUCUCAGGUGGCGAGUUGUGGCCAGUUGUGGCGGGUUACGAAUGGUUGCGAAUGGCAGCGAAUGGUCACGAAAGGAUACGAAGUUUGGAUGUCGGAAAAAAGUCUUGGCGCGCGAUCCUGCCCUUAAACUCUCUUCGAUCGAGUUGUAUUCAACAAGUGGAUCAACUUUGCCCGCGUGAACGCGACCGAGAGCGAAUCGGCGACCUGCUUCUCCCGUGGAAGGCCGUCUCGGCGGAGAAAGCGCGCCUUUUACAGCGUUUCGCGCAGGCGAAUCGAUGUCGCGCCUCCCUGUCAACGGUGAACGAUCGGUCCAAUCACCGUGGUUUUCACUUGUUUUCGCUCAACCACGUUGACGCGCAAAACAGGCGAAAGAACGUCCGAAUACUGCUGACACUUGCCCAACAGUGCUCUACCGUCUAGCUGUUAUGUGACGGUAAAGAGAUUUACUCGUUCCAUGAACAAUUGGGGGACAUACGGUUACUUUAAAGAAUUUUAGAAAUCCUCUUCUGGCCAAAUGGACGAGAGCUCGCGAACCGGCCCACUGGGUCUUAAAUGCCUUAACCUGAAAAGCAGCGGCGAAUUUCACGCGGUCUUUAUUCCGUCGGAGUAUGUCAAAGUUAAAGAUCGAAUUCAUGUUUAUCAAAAGAAGAGCGAAGCUCUCGCGGUUAUAAAGGAACAUAAGUUUGGUCGUCUGAAAACAUUCAAGAGUUAUGUCGAAGCGGAGAAAUAUGCUCUUCAUGGUUUAGAGGAUUCAAACUGUACGGUCAAGAAGUCUCCGGCGGUCCCAAAGAUUCGUGCAAAGGAACCCGAAGAAGCCCCGAUGAGAGUCUUCGAAGCGCCAUCUAAGAGCGAUCUGACAAAUUUUAAGAAAGUCAUUACUUUAGGAGACGUCGAAGGAGUUAAAAAUACAGUGUGGGAGAACCCACGAUAUUUAGUAAGCGGCGGAGACACGCCAGUAAUCUUGAAGGAAGGCUGGCGGUAUAAUGCCUUGCACAUAACGGUUAUGGAGACUCGGAUGAAUAAGGCGGAAAUGUGCGAAACUAUUUUAAAUACGGUGGGAAAUGUCGAUUUCCUGAAGCUAUUAGACGGCGACCAAAAGGACAGAUGUUACCUGAAUCGUGCUCAGAUAUUGCAAGACUUAUAUUUAAAUAUGCCCGAAAAGAGACAAAACGAAACACCGCUUCACUUUGCAGCAAAAUUCGGUUACAGGGAUGUAGUCAAGGUCUUGAUUUCUUAUGCCCAGUGUAUGAAGAACGUACGGAACAAGGAUAAAAAGACUCCUAUGGAUAUAAUCUGUAGCAGAUGUCAGCAAGCGGAUGAGAGUCUCACAAAGGAUAUAAAGAGAUUAUUGGAUGAGCAAUUUUAUGUACCGGUACUCAGAUCCGACGACAACACUCUACAGCCAUCCAUAGGAGAGCCGUUCUCCCCGAUGAGUCCUCCGAAUUUCAAUGCCGAUCCUAUGAGCCCACGAGUGGAGGUUCGCGCAUUCGCGGGGCCCAUGUCGAAGGACGAGGCAACGGAAUUUCGGCGAAAAUGGAAAACUCCGCCGCGCAUAGCCAACUCGUACAACAAGCGAGACGUUUCCCUGAACGACAGCUUGGAGGUUCCGAGCAGUCCCAUGGCGAGCACCUCCAUGAGACUUCACGACUCGGAGAAGGGACUCGAAAGGGUCGGUCGUGAACUUGCCAAAGAGUACCACGUACCCUGGAAGGAAUACUGGCCUUUCUUGGAUGACUUCGCCGACAUGCGCCACCCGGAAGGACUCGCCAAACUCGAACGAUUUCUAAACGAGAGGUUCAACGACCAGUUAGCUUCAAACAAGGAGGUACUCGACCGCUGUCGAUUAUCGUAUCAUAUCCUGAAAAUAAGUGAAAAAUUGGCAAAUCGCGGUAGGCGCGUUAAUUUAACUUCUCCCUUCUGUUUGCAGGGGACAAAGUACGUCGAGUCUACGCCAAAGAAAGUGUCCGAGAUCGGUACUUUGAACGAUCUGAAAGUUUUGUGUUCCAGGUUAGACGCGCUACAUCUUAAGAACGGCGAAGAAGAUCAAGGUUGGUCGGACGGCGACGAAUUUCUGACACCCCCGCCUUCACCAGUUGCGACGAACAACGAGGACAUGUUCGUGCCCGACGAAGGAGUGCCGUUGUUCAUCGAGGGGAAGGUACCGUCAAAGGUGGACCACGCCGUGUUCAACGCCCUUCCCGCGGCCCUCGAUCCCCUAUUCCCGAUAACCUAUCCCAGCAUUUAUCGUUGGCGACACGACGUGCAGCUCUUCGUUCGUCGCCACGGACUCGGGUCCGAUGCAUGCGUCAAGUCCAUCCGAAGGAGGCUGCUACAAACUCCGGAAAGGGUCCAGAGAUCAAGGCCGUGAUUCGACCAGUUUCUCCUCUCAUAAAAUAAGUAGCGCAAAGCAACGUCUGCGAAAGAUGUAUAUUUUCUUAUAGUUUUUUUACCAAGUGCAGACGUCGGUGAUUCGGCAACCGAUAACUUCUCCUGCAUAUUUUAACAGUAAGAAUAAAGCGUACCGUUCAACCGAA
Messenger RNA from Orussus abietinus, 2759 nucleotides. It is a transcript of the gene Ankle2, whose product is annotated as ankyrin repeat and LEM domain-containing protein 2. Gene Ontology annotation, molecular function: protein phosphatase 2A binding. NCBI's taxonomy places the organism in Eukaryota, Metazoa, Arthropoda, Insecta, Hymenoptera, Orussidae. The transcript has 9 exons. Gene Ontology annotation, biological process: negative regulation of phosphorylation. Gene Ontology annotation, cellular component: endoplasmic reticulum. The coding region runs from base 740 to 2593 and encodes 617 amino acids. The record is from RefSeq and is a predicted model, not a curated record.